UUCAGUCAUUUUCGAUUGAGUGAAGAGGGCAGAAGUUCGACUCUGAAUCGCCAGCAUUUAUUAUUUUUUUCAUCGGGUUGAUUUUCGGUGGUGAAGUGAAAAAAAGAACCAGUGUCCGCGGCGCAGCCAAGACUGCCUUCCCGUGCAGUAAAAGAGGAGGAGUGUGUCCUCCCCGGUUCCGUUCCGGGAACAGUGAGGUGAUUCCACCCCGUGGGCCUUUUUUCCACGAGGAGUGCGCCCCAAAAAAGGAAGAAAGAAAAAAAAAACGCAAGGAAAAUUCGUCGCGUGGAAAUCAACUUUUCCUCUUGGCUCUGGGUCGUCCAGAAGAAGCGGAUAAACCCGUUUUCUGGUUCGGUCGGUCGUUUCGAAAGUUACGUGUGUGGUGUGUGCGCGCGUGUGGAAAAUUCGGAACCCUUGAGAGAGGCGAGUCGGUCCACGGAGUGGUUCCAAGUUUGGCCGUGGCCCCGACGACAUCACGAUGCGAUGGCCCUGGUGACGAUCCAGCGCUCGGCCAGUCUUGCAGGUUCCAACACGGACACAAGCUGUUGUUGUUGUUGUGCGGAAGACGUAGAGAAUGCUAAAGUGACCAGAAGCUUGAGUGAAUGCUACUUUGCCGGCAGCGGAACCGCCCUGAUGCUAGGUUCGAACGAGCAGCAGCUUUGCGCCCCUUCCGGCGGCGUCGAAGCCGCAUCCGCUGCGAUCACGCUGGAACCUGCUCCGCCCCCUCCCGGCGUCGCCCCCACCAACCCCGGUCUCCGGCUGUGCGCCCGGUCGGACAGCGCCGACGAGCGGGACUCGAUCGCCUCGUCGACCUCCUCGACGGCCUCGUCGUGCGCGUCCGCCGGUAGCGACAUCCAGCAGCACCUGCAGUCCAUGUUCAACCUGCUGCGGCCGGAGGAAACGCUCAAGAUGGCGGUCAAGCUGGAAUCGCUGCGGGCGGGCAGGACGCGCUACUUGGUGGUGGUGUCGCGACCUCCGGCUCGAAGACUCAGGCAGCAGCAGCUGCUCAUGACGACGGCGUGCUCGCUGACGACGGCCAACUCGUCGGCGUUCACCAGCGUGGCCGGGAGUCCGCUGCCCGCGGCGACGUCGGCGUCCUCAGCGUCGGUAUCACCUUUGCCGGCCAUGAUCCCGCUGAUUGGCAAGCAGAUCACUUCCGCCACGCUGUACAAGGCCGCGUCCCCCUCGACGAGCACCGUCGGCGGCGUCGGUUCCACCGUGGACGAAACCUUUGUGUCCAGCUUAGACAAUUGUGUUCUCAGUGCUUCUUCGCCGAAGAUCGUCGCGGCGACGUCUGUGACGACGAUAGCCUCAAUCGCGUUGCCUCCGUCGUUGCUCUCUGUGGCCGCCGCCGCGGCUUCUGCGUCGGCGUCAACGACCACGUCCACGGCGACGACGUCCGCGACGAGUGUCGAUAAAUGUGAUAGCAAUAAACCUAGCAGUACUAGUGGUAGUCCUAGCUGUAGUGUGAAUAGUGUAGCAAGUAAGACAAACGUGGCGUCAACGUCGGUGGCGCCGAGUGACAUUUCACGGGGUAGGGGAGGAACCGGAACCAACACGCCGACGACGACCGGCAGCAGCAACAGUUCCAGUGCAAGUUUGCGGGGUGGGAGUCAGCAGCAGCAAGUGUUGGGCGGUUGCUGCGAGAUUGAAGAGUCCUGCCUGCUCGGGAUCGACUGCAACGAGAAGACGACGGUCGGGUUGGUGUUGCGAGUGUUGGCCGACACGGCGAUUCGGCUCGACGGUGACGGUGGAUUCAGUGUGAGUUCCUGUGGGCAGCAGCACAUCUUCAAGCCGGUCUCCGUGCAAGCCAUGUGGUCCGCCCUCCAAACCCUGCACAAAGUGUCGUCGAAGGCGCGCGAGCACAACUUCUUCGCGGGGGGCACCUCCCACGAGUGGGUCCCGUACUACGAGCGCCACAUCACCUCGGACCGGUCCUGUCUGAACGAGUGGCACGCGAUGGACGCGCUGGAGAGCCGCCGCCCUGCCUCGCCCGACUCGAUCCGGAACAAGCCGACGGAGCGCGAGGAAACGGAACGCGUGAUACGCACAAAGCUCAAGGAGAUUAUGAUGACGGUGGAUUUGGACGUGGUGACGUCCAAGUUUAUCCGGGGGAGGCUGGAGGAGCAGCUGGACAUGGACUUGGGCGAGUACAAGUCGUUUAUCGACGAGGAGAUGCUGGUCAUUCUGGGGCAGAUGGACGCCCCGACGGAGAUCUUUGACCACGUGUACCUGGGGUCGGAGUGGAACGCGAGUAAUUUGGAGGAGUUGCAGCGGAACGGGGUUCGCCACAUUCUGAACGUGACGCGGGAGAUUGACAACUUUUUUCCGGGGAUGUUCGACUACUUUAACGUGCGCGUGUACGACGACGAGAAGACGGACCUGCUGAAGCACUGGGAUAAUACGUUCAAGUACAUUUCGCGGGCCAAGAUGGAGGGUUCGAAGGUGUUGGUGCACUGCAAGAUGGGCAUCUCGCGGUCGGCGUCCGUGGUGAUAGCGUACGCGAUGAAGGCCAACAACUGGGACUUUGACCAGGCGCUGAAGCACGUGAAGUUGAAGCGGACGUGCAUCAAGCCGAACAAGAACUUUAUUGCGCAGCUGGAGACGUACCAGGGCAUGUUGGACGCGAUGAAGAACCGGGAGAAGCUGCAGCGGAGUAAGAGUGAGACGAAUCUGAAGAGUGGCAGUGGGACGAAGGACGGGCGGUUGCUGCCGGGCAGUGAGCCGACUCCGUUGAUUCAGGCGUUGAACCGGGAGAGCAAUCAGAACUCGCUCAGUAAAAGUGGCCGGUUUUUGAGGAGGCGGGGGAAACGACCGAAGAGUUGGUCUCCGGACUCGGAGAAGGCCGCGUUGCUGCUGGAGACUAGCCGGCAACAGUCGCACUCGCUGGAGCACUUGAUGGCGGCGCAGAACAUCGAGGUUAAGACGAUCCGGAUGCCGUGCGGGAACGGCCAGAACUACAGCGUCUCGCAGAACCAGAUUGUGCACCUGCAGGAGGGCAGCGAAUCUCCGUCGGCGUCCUCGUCCUCGGUGCGGUCCAUCAUCAGCGAGCUGGAGUCGAACAAACAAGCCAAAGAAACCUCCGGCGGAAGCCACAAGCGGAAAGGUUCGUCCUCUUCGGUGGCGUCCGCGACCGGUCUCAGCUUGGCGGCGUCCGACGAAGACCAGUGGGAUCCCGGGGAGGAGCUCCGGGCCAGCAUCCCGUUAAUGGCGGCCAGCACUACUUCUCAACAUUGUGAUACUAUUUCUACUAGCACUAGUAGCGACACUUCAAUAGCUCAACCGGGGGUGGUCUGCUGGACGAGUCAAAGCCAGAUCAUCCAGCAAGUUCCUGUCGCGCUUCCCCCUCAGCAGCCGCAGCACGUGUCUCGACAGAGUUCCUGGUCCAGCGUAGACUCCGCCGUCGUGGCGGACAUGAUCCGCGGGACGCUUUCGUCCGCGUCGCGGCACUCGAGCUGGGGCUCGGGCGAUAACCAGCAGCAGAGGGGGGCGCCGGCGCCACCCUCACGCAACAGCAGCUGGGGCUCGUACGACACCGGCAGUAGCAACAGCGCCGCGAGCAGCAUACAAACCGUGAUCGAGGUUCCGGCGGGUGCAAUCAUGAUGGCCGCCGAGGAGGACCUCGGCCAGAGUGGGAUCUUCCCGUACGACAAGGACGAAAUUCCGUGGCAUCCGGGGACGGUCAAGCGGACGAAGCAGAAGAUCGAGGAGCGAUCCUCGUCCUCGAUCAAGCGGAUUUGCAGCGAAAAGUUCGGCCAGAAGCACCCCAAGUGUGGCGAUCGGGGGAAGUCUUCGUCCGGGGGGCAGCGAUCGAACAGCGAGGAAGCCCUACCGUCGAAUCGGAACGCCCCAGGGAUGAUUUCCAGCACGUACACGCGUCUAUCGGCGUCCGCUCCGGACUCGUACUGCCUGUGCUCGUACGGAGGAACCGCUCCGAAGGCGAAACCGGAAGAAAUGCCUCCCCCGAAGGGCCAGCAUCGGAGGUUCAGCUUUCGGAAGAGUUCGUCCGGUGCGGGGACCGGCGCGGCCAACCUCGCCGACGAGAAGAAGGAGAAGAACGACGAAAACACCGCCAUCAGCGUGGGCGGAAUCGUCCGGAACCUCAAGAUGAGCUUCGAGGCGAAAGUCUCCAGCGAUCGAAGCCGCAAGGAGCAGAAAAAGGUCCGCUCGCUGCCAUCCUCUCCGGUUGCCAUACACAUCGAACUGAACAAGGCCGGCGGAGGCAAGCAGAACCAGCAGAGCCCGCAACCGCCGGAAGACGUGACCGUGCGGGACCUCGUCGGCCGGUACGAAGCCCCGCGCCAACAUCGGGCCUCCUUCAACACCCACCACCGGCACAACAGUACCAGCAGCUCGGCCAGUUCCACCACCGGCGGCCAGGACCAGGUCCAGGUCGUGCUCCGCCAGCGACCCCGGUCCGUCUUCGAGCCGCUCAAGUAUGCACAAAACCAGCAGAAACCCCUCAUGAUUUCACACUCAACCGCCCUCCUCAAGUCCAGUUCCGGCACCGACACCACCCUAGCGGACUUUAGCCGGAUGCCACCGAUCCCGCCGGCCGGGGCCCCCUUCGUGCGGGGCAUCAUCAUCGGAACCUCGAAUAACAACAACAACAACAAUAACAACACCUCAGCGUCGACGGGUGGCGGCACGGGCGGAACCGGCGUCACCGGCCAAACCAAAAAGGUGGUCCAGCACCACGGCAAGACCCACCCGCUGGCCAAGAUCAACCUGACCAAGCAUCGGAUCAACGCGACUUCCACGACGGCAGCUACGGCGUACAAUACGAUGUAAGUUUGUGUCAAUUGUUUCUCUCUCCCUCUCUCUUUGUUGGUUUCCCCUUUUGAUUUCAACGUGACCGGAAAUGGUGCGGUUCAAAAAGUUUAGUUCGUCCCCCGUUUGUUUGUGUUUUUUUUCUUUUUUCGAAUUCGUUAGGUUUUUUUUGUUGUUCGAAAAUUCGAAACCGUCGGCAGUAUUACGUAUUACUCGAAGCAAACGAUUAGGACGCCGUUUGAUUUUAGCGGAAAUUUCUACAAAAUAAACACAAACAAAAAACCUUUUUUCGGGAACGCCUUUUAAAAGCUUGAAAAGUGUGAAAUUUUGCUCGAAACUGCGUUCCAAACGCGUGUUCGUCGUGAAUUUUCCGUUCAAAUUCACGCCGAACUGCAGUUUUGCACUUCAUCUUGAACUGCAGUAUGGCGAUAUCGGUUGCGACGCAACCUAGCUAUUUCGAGCAAAAGCUUACAGUUUUUAACGCAAAAGGUCACAACAAAUUUGGUCUCUCUGUUUUUUUUACAAACAAACAUGUUCUAACCUGCAAAAAAAGGUGGAAAACUUAGCUGCAAAACAAAUUACGCUUCGCGAUCGACUCCUGUUUUUUUUUUCAAAACAGACAUUCGUGUUUGUUUCCGAAAAAGUCCUUCUCCCUUUAAAACAAAAAUUAAAGAAAAGGGGAAAACAAAAACGACGUGUUGAACGCCCUCUUAUACAACUUAUCUAUCUACAUACAUAAUUGUAAGGAAACGAAGAAGAAAGGAAGAAGAAAUUUGUACGGUCAUACGCUUGCGCGAGUAUUUGUGGAUGGUGUGACAACGAAUGCAUUUUUUGCGUGCGCGCGCGUUUGUGUUAAUUUAGCUUAAAUUGCGCAAAAACUGUCACAGCGACAGCUCUAAUUUGUACAUAUACACAUACACAUAAAGUAAACAAAAAAAAAACAUGUUAGGCUUUCCCGCCAGGAAGACAACAAUAAGUCCUAGUUUUUUUUUGCGAGAGAGUCAAAAGUCCCAAGAAAAUGUGCUUUUUUAAAACAAAAAAAUCUUUCGCUGCCGCCAAACCUUUUUGAAAACUCCCCUCCUUCACCCAUUUUUUUGCGCAGUGUGCGUGUGUACUGCUAUCACUAUUACACAACUACUACUACGGCUAUCGCUCGCUAUUCGCUGUUGGCGCGUCAGAAAAACAAAGCAAGAAGCUAAAAACUAGUGGCAACAAGAAAAAAAAAGGAAAGAGAGAAAAAAAGCAUAUUAGCGAAUCAAACAAAACAAAUAACAGACACAGCAACAAUAUUCAAGUAACUGUUCGAAUAUUUUAUGUGGUUUUUAUAAGCUUUUAAACUGAGAGACAGAAAGGAAUGUGCAAAGGUAAUAAAAAAGUAAAGUGUAAAAAAAACUAUUGUGAGAGCCGACUCGGAAACAAAACAAUAGCGGCGAGGAAGAGAAGGCAAGAGAAAGAA
Culex quinquefasciatus (southern house mosquito) is the source of this 6226-nucleotide messenger RNA. It is a transcript of the gene ssh, whose product is annotated as protein phosphatase Slingshot. Gene Ontology annotation, molecular function: actin binding; protein tyrosine/serine/threonine phosphatase activity. NCBI's taxonomy places the organism in Eukaryota, Metazoa, Arthropoda, Insecta, Diptera, Culicidae. Gene Ontology annotation, cellular component: cytoplasm. The transcript has 6 exons. Gene Ontology annotation, biological process: actin cytoskeleton organization; negative regulation of actin filament polymerization; protein dephosphorylation. The coding region runs from base 484 to 4791 and encodes 1435 amino acids. The record is from RefSeq and is a predicted model, not a curated record.